CCGUGUCCCCUACUGCCCAGUUCGCCAUACCUAUUUCUUUCGUCCCUUGAUUGCCUCAUAAGCCGAUCGUGAGGCCAGGUUCUGGAGCCGCAACUUGACUGUUCACACCGGUUUCUUUUUUAUCAUGGAGAAUCCUGACGUCGAGGCUGUGCGUGAGAGGGAGUAUCCUCAUAUGAACAACGGAACGUAUUUAGAUCACGGUGGGGCCACGAUAUAUACGAAGUCUGCGGUAGAGGCAUUCACACGAAAGAUGGUAACUAACUUAUACGGAAACCCACACUCAGAAAACUCGCCUGCCAAACUAUCAGGCAACGUCGUCGAUGAAGUCAGGGAAAAGACGCUACACUUCCUCGGCGCAGAUCCCGAACACUACGAUCUCGUCUUUGUGGCCAAUGCCACGGCAGCCAUCAAGCUCGUUGCAGACUCCUUCAGCGACCUGGCCGAGAAGUCGAGGACGAGAAGAUUCUGGUACGGUUAUCAUUAUGAUGCGCAUACAAGUCUGGUCGGGGUACGGGAGUUGGCGCGGUCGUAUUGUUUUGAGAGUGAUGGAGACGUCGAGGCGUGGCUCGAUUUCCCUAGGGUGUCCCUAUCGGUUGACCGGCAUCAUUCGGAGGAGCUGGGCUUGUUCGCUUAUCCGGCUCAGUCAAAUAUGUCUGGGAAACGACUGCCCUUGGGGUGGAGUGGUCGGGUGAGGGAUGCUAAGCAUCUGCAAAAUACGUACACCCUCCUCGAUGCCGCCGCGUUCGCCAUGACCAGUCCCAUGGAACUCGUCUUCCAAGACGUAGCCUACGCACCAGACUUCACCUGCCUCUCCCUCUACAAGAUAUUCGGCUUCCCGGACAUAGGCGCCCUCGUCGUCCGCAGAGACUCGGGACACAUCCUCACCCUGCGAAAAUAUUUCGGCGGCGGCACCGUCACCAACGUCAGCGCCAUCGGCGAGACGUGGUACCGGUCCAAGGGCCUACAAGGCCCGACAUACAAGCUCCACGAGGGGCUCGAAGACGGCACCCUGCCCUUUCACAGCAUUCUUGCACUGGGGGAGGCUAUCGAUGUCCAUGGACAGUUGUACAAGUCUAUGAGCAGAGUCAGUGAGCAUACUUCGUUUCUUGUGUCGAGACUAUAUAGGGGGCUCACAGAGCUGAGUCAUGGGAAUGGGAGGGCGGUGGUGAAGGUGUAUAGCGAGCCCGGGACGGCGUUUGAUGAUCCCAGGACGCAGGGCUCCGUGGUGGCGUUUAAUGUGCUCACGGAGGAUGGAGGGUACGUGCCGUAUACUGAGGUGGAGAGGAGGGCGAAUGACAGGGGAAUUUACAUCAGGUCUGGAGGUGAGUCCAAGUUUUUCCGCUUUGCUUUCUUCCUUUUUUCCCCUUUCUUUUGGGAUGUUGGGGACUGUAAAGGAAAGAAGGGGUGGCUGACUAGUCCUAGCGGUGUGUAACCCCGGCGGUAUAUACUUUGCCCUUGGUUACGAGCCUUGGAUGAUGCAGCGCGCAGUCUCGGUACGUGAUUUAAUUUCGCCUUCUAAUGACAAUCUGGUAUCCUUCCUGAGCCCUCCUUGAUCUUGACCUGCAUGUCCGGGGGGUGGUAACAGCAGUUAGUUUUGCCAUGAUUGGGCUACUCAGGGGC
Molecule: messenger RNA, 1620 nt
Organism: Pseudomassariella vexata
Lineage: Eukaryota; Fungi; Ascomycota; Sordariomycetes; Amphisphaeriales; Pseudomassariaceae
Product: pyridoxal phosphate-dependent transferase
Exons: 4
Coding region: 125-1432 (435 amino acids)
Biological process (GO): molybdopterin cofactor metabolic process
Molecular function (GO): molybdenum cofactor sulfurtransferase activity
Source: RefSeq, a predicted model, not a curated record